AGCCACCGUAUCUACAAACAUCCCAUCCAGGUCUGCCAAAUUAUGCUCCAUUGUGACCUUUGCUAGCUGCCUAGAUAGCUCAUGAAUGAGAGAGAGAAUUUUGUGAAGGACUUUUUAGUUUUUAGGACGAGUUUUUUGCGUAUGUCUAUCGGAGAGAGAAAACUGACUCUGUGACUACAUGUGAAUGUGUAUUGCUGCACCAGCAAGCAGCUGGCAGUGUGGCUAAGCUAGUAGUAGACUAGCUAGCAGCUUGAUAGAAACAAGAAACGACAGGGUGAGCAUUGAGCACACACAACACUAUGGAUAUGGAGAUGCAGGCCAACGCCGCCGCCACCAGUGGGCAAGAGGGCGACCUCGCCGACGUCGUGGCCCGCGCCAAUAUUGCAGUGGCGUCGUCCUCCACCAGCCAUCACCAACCACGACCACCUCCACCACCUCCUCCUGCGUCAGCUCACAAAAUGGUCCCUUACGAGGAGCAGCAGCGGCGGCCUAUGAGCGUCGCUUGCGGCGUCGGCGACGCGGCGAUGUUAGAGGCGGUGCUACUGCCCACGGUCGUCCUCGAUCCGUACCUACUGCCACCGACAGGCUCGUAUGGGCUGCCGCAGCAGCAGCACCACCAGCAACCUCUGGCUUUCCAGAUCUCUGAGCACGCGUGCUGUGGCGCCUCUGCUGGGGAUGUCGACGCUGGCGAAGACGCUAUAAAGAUCUCGCCACCAUCUGCUCAUGCUCAUCAGAUGAUAAACAGUGAUUGUGUUAUGCCUUGCGAGCAUAUCCCAUAUUCCAGAAAGAACGAUGUGAGGAAGGUGGUUUGCAUUCCGGCGCCACCAGCGAUGAGCAACCGGGCGGGUGGAGGUGGAGAGGUUAUUCCAUCUGAUCUAUGGGCAUGGAGAAAGUAUGGCCAGAAACCCAUCAAGGGUUCUCCUUAUCCAAGGGGUUACUAUAGAUGCAGCAGUUCCAAGGGUUGCAUGGCCCGGAAGCAAGUGGAGCGCAGCCGCAGCGACCCCAACAUGUUGGUCAUCACCUACACGGCGGAGCACAACCACCCUUGGCCCAUGCACCGCAACAUCCUAGCCGGCUAUGCUCGGGGUCAUAGCACCGAUGUCACUACGUCCGCUGCCAAGAAGCAAAAAAUUACCAGCUUCACUGAUAACGUCGCAAGCUCAUCACCUUCGAACCAUAAUAAUUUUCUUCCGGAGCAAAAUGUGAUGGGCUGCGGUAACCAGACAGCCUCUAACUCAAUGGUGGUGGCGGUGGAUGGGGAUGGAUCCACCGGCAUUAGGGAGGGUGGUGGACUGAUGUAUGAAUUGGCCAGCAAUGGAGUUGUCCAGCCUGAUGAGGUUUUUGCAGAGCUGGAGGAGUUGGAGCCUGAUAAUAGUUCCCUGCUAGUCAAUGUGAACGUAUACUCCAGGGGGGUAAGUAGUAAUUACGAGUGGCACAAGUUAUGAUCAUACUUCUAAUGAAUCAUCGUCAGCCGGCUUUGAUAUA
Messenger RNA from Lolium perenne, 1485 nucleotides. Its product is annotated as probable WRKY transcription factor 14. NCBI's taxonomy places the organism in Eukaryota, Viridiplantae, Streptophyta, Magnoliopsida, Poales, Poaceae. The record is from RefSeq and is a predicted model, not a curated record. Gene Ontology annotation, biological process: regulation of DNA-templated transcription. Gene Ontology annotation, cellular component: nucleus. Gene Ontology annotation, molecular function: DNA-binding transcription factor activity; transcription cis-regulatory region binding.